This is a messenger RNA of Phytomonas sp. EM1, 3924 nucleotides long. Lineage: Eukaryota; Euglenozoa; Kinetoplastea; Trypanosomatida; Trypanosomatidae. The record is from the annotation of a GenBank genome assembly.
AUGUCAAAUCAAUAUCAAGAUGAAAGUAAUACCAAAGUCAAGACUGUAUUAUUAAGGGAUAAAAAUUUGCGCCGGCUAAUCGAGCCAGAAGCCGAGAUUCGUUACCACCCUAUUACUGACUCUCUCUCACGACUCCGAGGAGAUUGUAACCACUCGACACUUCUUAAUACUCUUUACGAUUCCGUUGGAUGCAUUGAGUCAGAGCUCCCUAUUUCAGAUCUGACGACAUCCUGCCUAGAUCCUGCGCAAUCUGAUGAUAUCCUGCGCGGCCUGUGUAGACUGCUAGUAUAUGGUAGUGAAACUUCUGUGCAGACAGAUGUAGAUGAGGAAAGUAACGCACAUGAAGACGACCUAAACAGAGUCAACAUUGCACAAAGCAGUGAUAAUCUGACCACGGAGGAAGUAAAUGUGUUGCCUUCAUUCUUCAACUGGAGGAAAAAUAUCCAGCUUCAGUUACCACUAUAUCCCUCGUCAGUGGAGUGCAGCACCCUAGACUUGGCCCGCCAGAUUGUUCAGGGACAUGAUCAUCAUCAUACUUUGUGGUUGUCUGAUCUUAUAAUCCCGCUUUAUAAGCGCUGGCAGAGCGAAGAGCGAUUUCGAUUACUCCAGUUACAACAACCGGAUCCCCAAUGCCAGCUGGAUUUCGAUGAGAAAAUGUUAGCUGCGCCGAAUACAACUGUAGCCAAUAAGCGGCAUAUCGACUUGAAGGGAUCGAGCUGGAUGAGGGAAUUUCUUGGCACUAUAUCUAGGUGCCUUUUGGAACAGAUAGUUCAGCGCUCAAUAGGAGCUAGUGAUAUAAUUCAGGGGCGCUCAGGUACAGAUGAUUUGGUCGAGAUGUUCGGGCUUCUGUCGAUGGAGGCGCACUCUUACCGGACGCUCUGCGCCGGGGCGACAGCACUUUUGGGAUAUCAGUGGGUUGAACUCGCCCAGGAUGUGAAGAGGUGUUUUGAUGGCACCGCAAGAUGGACAACCACGUCUAUUGGUGUGAUGUCAUCGGCAAGUGACACCGCUGACAUUGAAGCUAUGGGUUCUAUUGAUUCCAUAGGAUCGCUGUGGCAGCGCGCUGCAGUGCAAGGUUUUGCUCAACAUCACGCACUUCAGCUUUGGAGGCGUUGGGUACGGUAUUUCGCAAAAUAUGUUUACACUUUACGCGGAACAGAUGCCGACCAAGAGGGAGAGGCUGAGGCUAACCAGCUCCCCACUUCUUUGAUAGGGUCUGAUUUUAUGCAGGCGCAAAAAAAGAGCGAUACUUCUUCUUCUUCUUUGGUUUUAACUGAAUCCCAAUGGCUGUUCUUGCUCUGCCUUGUGUUACAUACUGGGGACUUCGCCCAGAGAAUGGGAAGAAUUACGAAGAAACGAGGGAUAGAUUCGCGAGAUAAUAUUACUGGAAGACCUGCGGAUCUGUCAGACGCCAUGAUGUGGGCGAUGCAGUGUUUUUCGAGGACGCUUCUACGAACCUUUCAGGACAUGGCAAGCAUACAGAUUGAUCUUUACGUCCAAGAAAACUUAUCGUUAAUUGAUUCGUCAUCAUUUUUUUCUCCCUCUCACAACCGAUUAAUUAUUCGAGAUUUCUUUUGGUGCGCCAUUCAGAAGACAGAGUUGCAAGCAGCGGGACAUUUACAACGUGUCCCUUCCCGAUUACACAUCUGGCCCUCAUUGCUUUUGGUUUACGCCCAGCUCACCGCGAUACAGGUGCCAAACGAAGAGACUGUUAUAGCGAGCCUUGGCACAGCUGGAAACUCUGGAAUUAGCGCCCAUGAUGACGGUCACCAUAUGCUCGAGGAUGUACUGCACUACCUAAAAGAGGUCUACCGCCGCUUCUCAGAACGUGCAUUGCACGAGUCGAUGAAUUAUUUUGAAAAAAUCACGAAAGAUCCUUCUAAAAACGAAAAUCAAGCGAAAACAGCAUGCAUUAGGAUAGGGGGAAAGAGACCGCGUAGUCGAAGCCCUGCUUGGGAAAGAUAUACUCAAUGGACAGUUCCCCUGACCGAGUAUACCCCUGAUACAAAGCUGAACCGCUACCUUAGUCGUGUCUUCUACUCAGUGUAUCAUUCGAGUUGUUAUCCGUUACUUCUGCUUGAGCGGCAGAAGCACCUUACCUCUCUUUUGUUUGAGCUUUAUUCUUUGCUUGUUGUGGAUUCCCAUCAUAACCAUUUUUCCUCACAGUGUGGGCAGCUGCCGACAAGCUCCCAUUUUUUUGCCGUUGACUCAUCGAAGUGGCAGACUUCUGAUGACGACGAGGAAACUUCCGGGCGAGAAGCUACAGAGUUAGAAGUAGCUCUCGGUGCUGCCCCUCAAGAUGAAACUAUCCUUCUCGAACAGCUCAAAGCAUGUCCAAGGUCUGUUGCAUGCCGUUUGCUUGCAUGUGACGCUCGGUUCACUUUGAUGCUUUCUCACGCAGUUCUGGUACUUCUGGAGCGCCGUGGCAGAGUUGCUGAGGAAGUUGAAUCAGUGCUGACCGGGGCGCUUAUUCCCACACUUGUCACCUUGAGUGCUGAUUCAAAAAUCGAAGCAAUCCCUACCUAUUCUAAACUUUGCUUGACAGAGGUCUAUAGCAUGAAUAGCUUGGGCGAUUCCACUGGUGGCUGGAGCAGGCCUGCACAGGCUACCUUUUGCCUUUACGCUCUUAUCCAUUCUGAGCUCCUCAUGGCACUGCCGUGGAGUGUAGAAGGCGUUUACCUUACCCUGGCGCGGUAUCGCGACCUGACUCGUUAUCUCUUGGAACGUUACUUAAGCCAUCCCAAAGCUUGCAUAGUGCAACUUGAGGAGUGGGUUAGAGAAGGAGGCGGUGCGGCUGUGCGACAGUCAGCUACCUCGAUCGGUGACCUUUGCGAUAGCCUCGACAAUGUAGUUGCGCUGCAUGAUCCAGUGCUUCAACAGCUUAAAAACAGGGCCUUUGCUGUGGCUCAACAGCGGCAGCAUGAGAAAGGUGUCACAACUUCAUCCAUUGUGGACGAGUGCAUGCGACGCGUGACACCACUGUUUAUGCCACCACCCUGCGGAACGCUUCUUGUGCUUGCCUUCUCAAGAAGGCUGAUGCAACAAAUCUACUCCUUGCGAAACGCUUAUGAAAUGCAACGACGCCUUGUAGAGGGAGAUGAUGCACUGGAGUACCUCGGUCGCCGCUGUAUUUUCUGCACUGCAGAGGAUAUUGAGGUAUUUAAGGUAGUUGUGCGCACAGCCCAUCGCAUGAUCUUUGCGACGCGUCUACAACCCAUGGGGCUACUUCAGCUUUGGAUCGGCAUGUUGACGCAUCUCUUCACUUAUGUCGUGCCGAUGGCGGAAAGUGAUGAAGGAAUGGAGCUGAUGCCACGGAGCUGGCAGCUGCGCGAAACAGUGCUCAACUGCUUUGCUGAGGAGGUUCCUCGAACGGGAUGGCGGGCGCUACGACCUUCAUCGCGUGGGGUCAUGUCUUCUCAGACAGCCCUACGUGUCGCGCUGGGCGAACUUCUUGCCGAUCUUUUUUUGAUGCCUGUGUCUGAUGCAACUUCCAGCCUCGACUACUUGCACGCCUUCCCAGCGCCGUUGUAUUCUCCUGGGCGGAGAAAAGAAGAACUAAGAUCCCAAAUGGAAGUGCAGUGCAUUCUUCCACACGAUGUCCUGGAGGUGUUGUGUCUGUUUCUUAAAGUUAAUACAGAUGUCAGUGAUGGGGAACUUACACGACUGUCCACUACGGUAGCGAUGGAGGCCGCGGGAGGCUACACCGCUACUCCCCCGGGAGCGCCUGUAUUUGAUGAAUCUUCCUUCAUGAGCGCUGGGAUAAAAAGACUAGAGGAGAACAACUUUUUGGGUCUAGCCGGUCUGGUUGCGUUUUGCAGGCAAAUCGAGAGGGUGGUAGUGGCCGGUACUUUGAAGGAUACUCGUCUGGUACAUCUGUUGCGGUGCAUAUGGGCAAUGGCGGACCUUAGCGCUCUCGAGUGGUAA